AUGGCCUCUCACGCUAUUGAUCCGGAUCUCGAGACUGCUCCUCCCACUGACAGCGAGCUUUCCUCCGUCAUGGACCCGAACGAACGCCGCCGUGCUGCCCUGGCCCGUAUUGACCAGGCCAAGUUCGGCUGGCACCAUGUCCGUGCCGUCGUGGUUGCGGGUGUGGGCUUCUUCACUGACUCUUACGACAUCUUCGCCAUCAACCUGGCUGUCGGUAUGCUGGGUGUCGUCUACUGGCAGGGUGCCAAAACUGGUGGCGGCAAGCUGCCUUCCAGUGCUGACACUGCCAUCAAAGUUGCCACUUCGGGCGGUACUGUCAUCGGUCAGCUGUUCUUCGGAUGGCUAGCGGAUCGCAUCGGUCGAAAGCGCAUGUACGGUAUCGAGUUGAUGAUCAUCAUCAUGGCCACGCUGGCUCAGUCGUUGUCCUCGGCCUCCCCCGGCAUGUCCAUCAUCGGUGUGCUCAUCUUCUGGCGUGUCGUCAUGGGCAUCGGCAUCGGUGGUGACUAUCCCCUGUCGUCAAUCAUUACCUCCGAAUUUGCAACUACCAAGUGGCGUGGUGCGAUGAUGGGCUCUGUGUUCGCGAUGCAGGGUAUCGGUCAAUUCGCUGCUGCUAUUGUGGCUCUCAUUGUCACCGCGGGGUUCAAGGAGUCUCUUCAGACUGCUAAGGAUGUUGCCCAUUGCAGUGGUGUCUGUCAGCUGGCUAUCGACAAAAUGUGGCGUACCCUUAUCGGCUUCGGUGCGGUUCCUGCCUGUGCUGCUCUUUACUACCGUCUGACCAUCCCCGAGACCCCUCGUUACACCUUUGAUGUCAGUCGUGACAUCCUCAAGGCGGACGAAGACAUUCGUGCGUACAUCAAGGGCCACCCCGAAGGUCACCCAGACGAAAUCCAGCGGAUCCGUGUUCUGCGCAACGAGAGCAUUGAGUUCCUCGCACCGAAGGCAAGCUGGGCCGAUUUCAGACAGCACUACGGAGAGUGGAAGAACUUCAAAGUCCUUCUGGGUACUGCGGGCUCGUGGUUUUUCCUCGACGUUGCGUUCUAUGGUCUCGGUCUCAAUAACUCUAUCAUCCUCAGCGCGAUUGGCUGGACCGGAGGCAAGAACGUAUACGAGACAUUCUACCGUAACGCAGUGGGGAAUCUGAUCUUGAUCUGCGCCGGUGCUAUCCCAGGCUACUGGUUCACCGUUGCUACCGUUGACACGAUCGGCCGCAAGCCAAUUCAAAUGGCCGGUUUCUUGAUUCUGACCAUCAUCUUCUUCAUUAUUGGUGGUGCCUACAGCCAUCUCAAGAAGUACCAUGGUGGUCUACUUGCACUCUACGUGCUAGCACAAUUCUUUUUUAACUUCGGACCUAAUGCGACCACCUUCAUCGUGCCCGGCGAGUGUUUCCCAACCCGCUACCGCUCUACAUCCCACGGUAUCAGUGCAGCUGCCGGCAAGGUCGGUGCCAUCAUCGCACAGUGUGUCUUUGGCCCCCUGGUUCACAAGGGUGCCAAGCCAGGCUCCAGUGAUUCUCCCUGGCUCAACCACGUUAUGCAAAUCUUCGGUGGCUUCAUGUUUUGUGGCCUUCUCACUACCUGGUUGAUUCCCGAGACCAAGCGUCGAACUCUCGAGGAGCUGUCUGGGGAGGAUCACGGUUCUGUCUACGAGAACCUGACCCCCAAUUUACAGGAGAAGCCCGAGGAAGGCAACCUGCCCAAGCAGGUCCCAGCGACCACUACCGUGCACGGUCAGUAA
Messenger RNA from Penicillium brasilianum, 1734 nucleotides. Lineage: Eukaryota; Fungi; Ascomycota; Eurotiomycetes; Eurotiales; Aspergillaceae. The record is from the annotation of a GenBank genome assembly.